AUGACUUUUACAACGGUAAAACGCAAUUAUUUAGACUUUGAAGCUCUCCCUGAACAAGACAAAUUCAAGAUUGUAGUCUGCUAUGAUGGAUCAGGGUAUGGAUUGAUGCAAGCAGUCUACAACGAGGACGGCACGAUUCAGUUGAAGCACUACAAGUCUAAAGAAGAGCUGGUUUUCAAGAUGAAAUACAAUAGAAAGAAACGGUUCAACUAUGACAAGGAAGCAAACAAGCUAGUGGAGGUAGUUUCGAUUACUGCUGAUAUCGCCUUGAAAAAGUGGUGCCCUCUUACGUUUCAUGGUACAAUGCAGGAAAACGGUGCUGCACAGGGCCAUCCAUUUGAAUGA
Mucor velutinosus is the source of this 345-nucleotide messenger RNA. RefSeq lists its product as uncharacterized. Bases 1 to 345 code for a protein of 114 amino acids. Lineage: Eukaryota; Fungi; Mucoromycota; Mucoromycetes; Mucorales; Mucoraceae. The transcript has a single exon. The record is from RefSeq and is a predicted model, not a curated record.